Ceratitis capitata (Mediterranean fruit fly) is the source of this 616-nucleotide messenger RNA. RefSeq names its product actin-related protein 2/3 complex subunit 5-like protein (gene Arpc5). The transcript has 2 exons. NCBI's taxonomy places the organism in Eukaryota, Metazoa, Arthropoda, Insecta, Diptera, Tephritidae. Gene Ontology annotation, biological process: cell migration; Arp2/3 complex-mediated actin nucleation; regulation of actin filament polymerization. Bases 99 to 557 code for a protein of 152 amino acids. Gene Ontology annotation, molecular function: actin filament binding. Gene Ontology annotation, cellular component: cytoplasm; Arp2/3 protein complex; actin cytoskeleton. The record is from RefSeq and is a predicted model, not a curated record.
GUGUUCUAUGAGUGAAUCAUAUUUGUGCUUUCUUAUAUUGUAUUAAUAAAUUCCAACAUUUUUGUGCAUUUUAAAAAAGAGUUAUACUAAAAAAAACUAUGGCGAAAAAUACCUCUAGUUCAGCUUUUCGCAAAAUUGAUGUGGAUCAAUACAAUGAGGAUAAUUUUAAGGAAGACGAGGCGGACGCAAUCUCAGCGACUGUUGGCCCAGAUGAGAAUGAAAUCACAACACUUCUUACACAGGGGAAAGGUGUAGAGGCUUUAGUAAAUGUAUUGCAAAAUGCGCCCUUACGUUGCAAAAAUCAGCAUGUGAAGGACAACGCCUUGAAUACAACACUACGUGUACUUCUCUCUAUUAAAUCAUCACAAAUGGAUCAAGCUGUUGAAGCGCUCGAACAAAACGAUCUACUCGAUGUACUCAUGAAAUACAUAUAUCGAGGCUUUGAAAUUCCCUCAGAAGGCUCUAGUGGGCACCUCUUGCAAUGGCAUGAAAAAGCAUUUGCUAAAGGUGGUGUUGGUUGCAUUGUACGGGUGCUUUCGGAUACGAAUCGUGCAUAAGUUAUAUUACCGUUAAACAAAUUAAUACCUAAGUGAACGUCAAAAAGCAAAAAAAAAAA